This is a messenger RNA of Alexandromys fortis (reed vole), 2931 nucleotides long. RefSeq names its product leupaxin (gene Lpxn). Gene Ontology annotation, molecular function: transcription coregulator activity. Bases 900 to 1772 code for a protein of 290 amino acids. Gene Ontology annotation, cellular component: nucleus; Z disc. The transcript is spliced from 9 exons. The record is from RefSeq and is a predicted model, not a curated record. NCBI's taxonomy places the organism in Eukaryota, Metazoa, Chordata, Mammalia, Rodentia, Cricetidae.
GUGGUCCCGCCUCCACCAGGACCCCCACCUUCCUGCUCUGGCCUUUCUGUCCCCUGCGCCGCCGGCUCUCGCGGGGAGAAGGGGUAAAUUAUUUGAGUUGCCGCUUCUCCUUUAAGAAAAAAAGGCCCCGUCCGUUGCCGGAUGAAAGUCUCUGAAAAAAUGGCGGCGGUAGGCUAGAGGCGGGGUUAAGGGAACAGCGCGGGAUAGUCGGGCCGCGCGUGCGCAGGGCUAACUUAGCCCGCGGCAUCCUGGGAGACGAAGUCCUCGUUCGUCCGUGCUUCCAGGGAAAAGAGAGGAAACUAGAGGCCGAGGGAAGUCUGGGAGUUUUUGCACGAUUCACCACGGGAAACGUAGUUUGCUAGUCACACUCCGGAGAGUUUACGUUUUCCGUCCCAGAGAGGCACUGCUUCCGGGCCAGGCCUCAACGCCUGCGUACAGCUGGCACAAAUAUUGAGUCAAUUACUGGCUAGGGUUUCCGGAGAGGGCAGUCUCCUUCACUCUGUUAAACUGACGUCUGUGUAAGCUCUUCGAAGUGCCCUCGUCACAGUCCCUACUUCGUCUCCUCUGCGACCUGCGGUCAUUCCUCCAUCUUGCGUUGACCCUCUCAGCCCUGAGACCCUGGAGAUGCAUUAUUGGAGGAACUGGAACGUUCUACCCUCCAGGACAGUGAUGCAUAUGCAAAGCCUGUUUCUUGUCACCCAGAUCAGCAAUCCAAACAGGAGAGCAAGCUUCCCGAAAGUCCAAAAACCUUGUCAUCUCAGAGUCACACAAGUCCCUUGAAGGUGCAGCUCGUGUAUACAACCAAUAUUCAGGAGCCCAAUGUCUACAGUGAGGUCCAAGAGCCAAAAGAAUCAGUACCACCUCCUAAAACCUCAGCAGCUGCUCAGCUGGAUGAGCUCAUGGCCCACCUGAGUGAAAUGCAGUCCAAGGUUUCAGUGACAGCAGAUGCCAGCAGGAAACCCUCACCAGACAAACAGGAUCACAAGGCAUCGUUGGACUCAAUGCUUGGGGGUUUGGAACAGGAACUACAAGAUCUUGGGAUUGCCACCGUGCCCAAGGGCCACUGUGCUUCCUGCGAAAAGCCAAUUGCUGGGAAGGUGAUCCAUGCUCUGGGGCAAUCCUGGCACCCAGAGCACUUCAUUUGCAAUCACUGCAAGGAGGAGAUUGGCUCCAGUCCCUUCUUUGAACGGAAUGGCCUGGCCUACUGUUCCAAGGACUACCACCACCUGUUCUCUCCACGUUGUGCCUACUGUGCUGCUCCCAUCAUGGAUAAAGUGCUGACAGCAAUGAACCAGACAUGGCACCCAGAGCACUUCUUCUGCUCUCACUGUGGAGAGGUGUUUGGUGCAGAAGGUUUUCAUGAGAAGGACAAUAAGCCAUAUUGCCGAAAAGAUUUCUUAGCCAUGUUCUCACCUAAGUGUGGUGGCUGCAACCGUCCAGUGUUGGAAAACUAUCUUUCAGCAAUGAACACUGUCUGGCACCCAGAGUGCUUUGUGUGUGGGGACUGCUUCAGCAGUUUUUCUUCUGGCUCCUUCUUUGAACUGGAUGGCCGUCCAUUCUGUGAACUCCAUUACCACCAACGCCGAGGGACCCUCUGCUAUGGCUGCGGGCAGCCCAUUACUGGCCGCUGCAUCAGUGCCAUGGGGCACAAGUUUCAUCCUGAGCACUUUGUGUGUGCUUUCUGCUUGACACAGCUGUCAAAAGGCAUCUUCCGAGAGCAGAACAACAAGACCUACUGUCAACUCUGCUUCACUAAGCUCUUUCCACAGUAGUUCCCUUUGAUCCGCCAUCUACGUCGUGUUGCCUGAGACCAGGGCAGGGAAGAGCACACUUUGUUUCCCUGACCUUCACUCAGUGGGCUAGUAGAGUACAAAAAAUGAGCAAAUUAGGGAACUUCUGCAUGUUACUAGGCCCAUAAUCUUAUUUUUGAAGACAUUUCUUAUUAUGUAUUUGCAUUUAGAUCGAGAUCAUGCUAUCAAGGCCCUCUGGAGGUAUAUUUCUUGUCACGUCCACCCUCAACCCGCAAGGAUGACGCGACACCCGGAGCUCUUCUCACUGCAGUUUAUUCCAGGACUUUAUUCACUUUCUCUCUCUCUCUCUCUCUCUCUCUCUCUCUCUCUNCUCUCUCUCUCCUCUCUCUCCUCUCUCUCCUCUCUCUCCUCUCUCUCCUCUCUCCUCUCUCUCUGGGCAAACCUCUCCCAGCCCUUAAGUAGGCAUGGGCUACCAAUCCCGGAUUGCCAGGUGGGCACCGCCCAUAGGCCCACGCAUGUGCAAGCAGCUGAUGAUCAUUGUGUGAUAAUAGCAUGAGUCAGGUCUUAGCCAUAAUUAGGAGCUGAUUAUCAGAUGUGGCUUCAUGCAGCUCGCUACAAUUUGUCACGUGCACAAUUCAUUCCACCUCUGGUUUUCUGUUUCUCACCUUUUACCUCUACUGAUGCCCCUCUCAGACCUUCAGCUGUGGGCCCCAGAAUCUGACUUUUUCUUUUCUCUCAGGAGUCAUGACUCUACUCUUAAGCCCUUAUAGUGCCUUCCCUCAAUGUUUGCUAUUUUAAGAGGAAGUGUAUUUUAACUGACAUCUGUGUGAAUAAAGCAGCUUGUGGUUUUGGUGACUCACUGUCAUAUUCAUGUGAUAGACAAAUGUUUUGCUUCCUAUAUUAUAGAACACCAGGUCCUAUUGCAGCUAAAUUUGUACCUCCUUUCUUCUUUCCUCGCAUAUAGCAGUGUAAACCCUUUUUUUAAUCAGAAAAAGCUAAAUGAUGAGACUUAUUGUUUCUAACUCUUCUCUUUAGUUUGGGCCUUUACCCAUUUUACUUUUCAGACUGAAACCUUUGAAUAAUUACAAGGUAACAAGUCUUUUAGAAUCUGUCUUCACUUUUUUUUUUUUAUCUAAAAAGAUCUGGUUUCCCAUUAAAUACCUUAAAAAUACAUUUCAAA